This is a messenger RNA of Anopheles coustani, 883 nucleotides long. RefSeq names its product RWD domain-containing protein 4. The record is from RefSeq and is a predicted model, not a curated record. Gene Ontology annotation, molecular function: protein binding. The transcript is spliced from 3 exons. The coding region runs from base 107 to 715 and encodes 202 amino acids. NCBI's taxonomy places the organism in Eukaryota, Metazoa, Arthropoda, Insecta, Diptera, Culicidae.
AAACCAAAAUAAAUAAACAGUGGUCACCUUCGAGCGCCACUUGUUGUGUUCUACCGAUUGUAGCGUAAUUUAGUAGUUUUUGUCGUAAUAACCUCCGUAGGUAGGUAUGUCUGAAGCAAAGGAAUUACAAAACGAUGAACGCGAGGCACUGGUGUCCAUAUACGAGGGCGACAGCGCGUUCAAACAAGUGAACUCAGAAACGUAUCAAUAUAAGUACGGAGAAGAAGGCAAUAAGUCGUUUCUGCUAGAAAUUUGUUGGACAGAGAACUAUCCCAAUGAACUACCCACCUUUAAUCUAGACACGUUUUACAACCGGAAUCUCUCACGUACCGGUAAGGAUAGCAUCCUGUCGAUCCUUCGCGAGGAAGCCGAGCAAUGGAUUGGCUGUGGAAUGACGUACACUUUGUUCGAGUGCCUCAAGGAUAAGCUGGAAGAUUUGUUGACGGACGAAAAUUGUAAUGCCGGCGAAGGGCAGCAAGUGGUCAUCGGUACGGUGGAUGCUCGGCUGGAAGCUGAACAAUCAAACAGUGAUUCCGAUGACGAAGAUGGAAAUGAUGCAAAGGGAAACAAAAAAGACGCAAAGCGCGAACAGCUGACCAAGGCGCAGAAACGGAAACAGUGGGAUCGCGUGGAUAGCAAAGGAAAUCGACAGCGGGGCUGGAACUGGGUGGAUAUCGUCAAACAUCUUUCGCAAACCGGAGGAAAACCGGAGUAGUAAAGUUGUGAAAAUGACGCGAAAAAGAUAGGAAAAUAAACUAUCAAUAAUACUGUGAAUAUAUACUGUAAAAAUAUCGGAUAGCGAUGAAUGAGAAAGAACGCGCGUUUGUCGAAAGUGGAAAUAGUUUUGUUUUUUGCUUUAUUAUCUUCUAUAUUCUACAAUUCU